ACCCUCCCUCUCCCAGCAUAUCAUGGAUGCAGGAAGCUCCGUUGCCGGCUCCGGUGCGGGACUGAGGAUGUGGCUUCUGAGCAUCCUGCUGCUCUCGCUGUCCUCUGCAGCGUCGGCGGGCGCCGACUCAAAGGCUGUCACCACCACUCUCACUACCAAAUGGGCCGACACUCCCUUGCUGCUGGAGGCGAGUGAGUUCCUGGCAGAAGAGAGUCAGGAGAAAUUCUGGGACUUUGUGGAGGCCAAUCAAAACAUAGAAGGAGAACAUGACGACACGGAUCAGGCCUACUACGAGCUGAUCGUGAAGAAAGCCAGCGACUUGCUGAGCUCCGUCCAGCUGAACAUGCUGAAGUUCGCCCUCUCGCUGAGAGCCUAUUCCUCCACCGUGCACUCCUUUCAGCAGAUUGCUUCCACCGAGCCUCCGCCCUCCGGCUGCUCGGCUUUCCUCAGCGUCCAUGGAGUGAAGACGUGCGACGUCAAAAGCUUGGAUGCACUUUUAAAAACCGCAUCUGAAAGACCGAAGCCGUACCUCUUCAAAGGCGAUCACAAAUAUUCUCAGUCGAGUCCAGACGCUCCCGUCGUCAUUGUUUACGCUCAGGUCGGGACGCCAGAUUUCCAGACGCUCCACCAAACCGUGUCAUCCAAAGCCAGAGAAGGCCUGGUGACCUACGUGCUCCGUCACUACCUGGCUAGUUCAAGUGAAAAGAAAGUCUAUCUGUCUGGCUAUGGAGUGGAGCUGGCCAUCAAAAGCCAGGAGUACAAGGCGAAGGACGACACACAAGUCCAAGGGGCGGAGGUGAACGCUACGGUGAUCGGGGAGAAUGAUCCAGUGGACGAGGUCCAGGGAUUUCUCUUUGGCAAACUCAAGACCCUCUACCCAGAGCUGAAAGAGCAGCUGAAAGAGUUGAGGAAGCAUUUAGUAGAAAGCACCAAUGAAAUGGCACCUCUGAAAGUCUGGCAAAUGCAAGAUCUGAGUUUCCAGACGGCGGCUCGCAUCCUCGCCGCUCCCGCCGUUGAUGCCCUCAAUGUCAUGAAAGACCUCAGUCAGAACUUCCCCACCAAGGCCAGGUCCAUCACUAAAACGGUGGUCAAUGCCGAAAUCCGCAAAGAGAUUGGCGAAAACCAAAAGUAUUUCAAAGGAACUCUGGGACUGCAGCCUGGAGAUUCGGCCCUCUUCAUCAAUGGCCUGCAUAUUGAUCUGGACACACAGGACAUCUUCAGUGUGUUCGAGGUGCUGCGGAGUGAAGCCCGGGUGAUGGAGGGCCUGCGCUCUCUGCAGAUCGAGACGCCGUUCAUUCACGACAUCCUGAAGCUCAACGUUCAGCCGUCCGACUCCGACUACGCCGUAGACAUCCGCAACCCUGCAAUCAGUUGGAUUAACAACCUGGAGACGGACCACAGGUACAGCUCCUGGCCUUACAACGUGCAGGAGCUGCUCAGGCCAACGUUCCCCGGAGUCAUCAGGCAAAUCCGCAAGAACUUCCACAACAUGGUGAUCAUCCUGGAUCCGACCCAGGAACACGCUGCCGAGCUGCUGGGCGUCGCGGAGAUGUUUUACACCAACAACAUCCCUCUCAGGAUCGGGUUCGUGUUCGUGGUGUCCGACGACGACGACAUCGACGGCAUGCAGGACGCGGGCGUGGCGCUCGUGCGGGCGUACAACUACAUCACAGACGAGGUGGACAGCCAGAGCGCGUUCGAGUCCGUGCUGUCGAUGUUUAACCGCGUGCCGAUCGGUGGAAAGCUGAGCGUCGGGGACGUGGUUAAAGUCCUGGAGAAGAGGUUCCCCUACGUGGAAGUCAGCAGCGUCCUGGGAUCAGAUUCAAACUACGACAGCAACAGGAAGGAGGGACGGGCGUACUACGAGCAGACCGGGGUGGGCCCCCUGCCCGUCGUCAUGUAUAACGGAAUACCGUUCCAGCGCGAGCACCUCGACCCGGACGAGCUGGAGACGGUCACCAUGCAGAAGAUCCUGGAGACCACCUCCUUCUACCAGAGAGCCGUUUACCUGGGCGAGCUGGCCACGGACCACGACGUGGUGGACUUCAUCAUGAACCAGCCCAACGUCGUCCCCCGCAUCAACUCCCGGGUCCUGUCCACCAGCAGGACCUACCUGGACCUGUCCGACACCAACAACCACUUCAUAGACGACUACGCUCGCUUCUCGACCCUGGACACCAAGGAGAAGAGCACGGCUGUGGCCAACAGCAUGAACUACAUGACCAAGAAAGACGACGGCUACAUCCGUCCUGUGACUUUCUGGGUGGUGGGAGACUUCGACAGGCCCUCCGGACGCCAGCUCCUCUACGAUGCCAUCAGACACAUGAAAACCAGCAACAACGUCCGUCUGGGGAUGAUCAACAACCCGUCGGAGAGUCCGUCCUCCGAGACGAGCCGCGUGACGAGGGCGAUCUGGGCCGCCAUGCAGACGCAGACGGCCAACAACGCCAAAAACUUCAUCACCAAGAUGUCGAAGGAGGAGACGGCGACGGCCCUGGAGAAGGGAGACAACGUGGCGGACUUUGCCGUCGGGGGAAUGGAUCUGUCGCUCUUCAAAAGCGCCUAUGAGGGGCCCAAAUUUGACUUCCUGCUCUCCCACGCCGCGUACUGCCGAGACGUGCUCAAGCUGAAGAGAGGACAGAGAGCGGUGAUCAGCAACGGGAGAAUCAUCGGUCCGCUGGAGGAGGAGGAGGUGUUUAACCAGGACGACUUCCUGCUUCUGGAGAACAUCAUCCUGAAGACGUCCGGAGAGCGCAUCAGAGGCAAAGUGCAGCAGUUUGGGAUUGAGGAGGACAGGGCCAGCGACCUUGUGAUGAAGGUGGACGCUCUGCUCUCCUCGCAGCCCAAAGGCGAGGCCCGGGUGGAAUACGGCUUUGCAGAUGACCGCCACAGUGCUGUGAAGAUCCGUCCCAGGGAAGGCGACGUGUACUUCGACGUGGUUGCCGUGGUGGAUCCGGUCACCAGGGACGCUCAGAAACUCGCUCCGCUCCUAUUGGUCCUGAAGCAGCUGGUGAACGUCAACCUGCGGGUGUUCAUGAACUGCCAGUCCAAGCUGUCGGAAAUGCCUCUGAAGAGUUUUUACCGCUACGUGCUGGAGCCGGAGGUGGCGUUCCAGGCCGACGGCAGCUUCUCUCCGGGGCCGCUGGCCAAGUUCCUGGACAUGCCCCAGUCUCCGCUCUUCACCCUGAACCUGAACACCCCCGAGAGCUGGAUGGUGGAGUCGGUGCGCACCCGCUACGACCUGGACAACAUCUACCUGCAGGAGGUGGAGAACAUCGUGGCGGCGGAGUACGAGCUGGAGCACCUGCUGCUGGAGGGCCACUGCUUCGACGUCAGCUCCGGCCAGCCGCCGCGGGGCCUCCAGUUCACCCUGGGGACGGCCUCCGAGCCCGUCAUGGUGGACACCAUCGUCAUGGCCAAUUUAGGUUACUUCCAGCUCAAGGCCAACCCCGGCGCCUGGAUCCUGAAGCUGAGGAAAGGACGCUCCGACGAGAUCUACAAGAUUUACAGCCACGACGGCACGGACUCCCCCGCGGACUCGGACGACAUCGUCGUGGUGCUGAACAAUUUCAAGAGCCGGAUCAUUAAAGUCAAGGUCCAGAAGAAGCCGGACAAGUUCAACGAGGAGCUGCUGAGUGACGGGACGGAGGACAACGACACCGGCUUCUGGAAGUCUUUAGCCAGAGGAUUCACAGGCGGAGGGAAAGCAGAGGAGCCGAAGCAGGACAAGGACGACGUGAUCAACAUCUUCUCGGUGGCGUCGGGUCACCUGUACGAGCGGUUUCUCAGGAUUAUGAUGCUGUCGGUUCUGAAAAACACCAAAACUCCCGUCAAGUUCUGGUUCCUCAAGAACUACCUGUCCCCGACCUUCAAGGAGUUCAUCCCCCGCAUGGCCAGAGAGUACGGCUUCCAGUACGAGCUGGUCCAGUACAAGUGGCCGCGCUGGCUGCACCAGCAGACGGAGAAGCAGAGGAUCAUCUGGGGCUACAAGAUCCUCUUCCUGGACGUGCUCUUCCCCCUCGCCGUCGACAAGAUCCUGUUUGUGGACGCCGACCAGAUCGUGCGCACAGACCUGAAGGAGCUGCGGGACUUCGACCUGGAGGGGGCGCCGUACGGCUACACGCCGUUCUGCGAGAGCCGCCGGGAGAUGGACGGCUACCGCUUCUGGAAGUCGGGCUACUGGGCGAGCCACCUGGCGGGACGCAAGUACCACAUCAGCGCUCUGUACGUGGUCGACCUGAAGAAGUUCAGGAAAAUAGCAGCAGGAGAUCGACUCAGAGGACAGUACCAGGGGCUCAGCCAGGACCCCAACAGCCUGUCCAACCUGGACCAGGAUCUUCCCAACAACAUGAUCCACCAGGUGCCCAUAAAGUCCCUCCCUCAGGAGUGGCUCUGGUGUGAGACCUGGUGUGACGACAGCUCCAAGAAGAGCGCCAAGACCAUAGACCUGUGUAACAACCCGAUGACCAAGGAGCCCAAGCUGCAGGCCGCCGUGAGGAUCGUGUCCGAGUGGACCGACUACGACCAGGAGAUCAAGCGUCUGCAGACCCGGGUGCAGGACGAAGUGAGCCACACAGCGACAAGGACCAGCACAGACGGCCACACAGAGCUGUGAGGAUCCGCCGGGACGAGGAAGAGACGCCCUCUCCGCCCGGGACCGACGGCGUCCGUCCUGCUGUCCAUCUGUUUUCUAGGUUUCUGUCUGUGUGGGAGCAAAUAAUGAGAAUGUAUUUUUGUGAAGCGAGUCUUGAUUAUAAAUUGUACGGAUUUCCCAGAGAUGGACUUGAGUCUGUUAGUUUGCACUGAUCGGGGUUCUGGUUCUGGUUCUGGUCCUGGUUCUGGCUGUGGUUUAAAGCACAAAGCG
Salarias fasciatus (jewelled blenny) is the source of this 4864-nucleotide messenger RNA. RefSeq names its product UDP-glucose glycoprotein glucosyltransferase 1 (gene uggt1). Bases 23 to 4615 code for a protein of 1530 amino acids. NCBI's taxonomy places the organism in Eukaryota, Metazoa, Chordata, Actinopteri, Blenniiformes, Blenniidae. Gene Ontology annotation, biological process: ERAD pathway. Gene Ontology annotation, cellular component: endoplasmic reticulum. The record is from RefSeq and is a predicted model, not a curated record. Gene Ontology annotation, molecular function: UDP-glucose:glycoprotein glucosyltransferase activity. The transcript has 40 exons.